AUGAGCAGACGGGGGGGUUUUCGACCAAGCGCCCAAGGUUCCAAAACGGAUAAUUGGCGCCAAGGUCAAGGAAACCAAGGUUGGAACUAUGGCAAUUACAACUGCGAUGGUCAAUAUGUCCGGGAUGAGAACUACAAUCGCGACAACAAUUACAAUCGAAACAACUAUGGCAACAAAAAUGAUCGGGCUGGACCUUAUGUUCCUCCUCAAAAUAGGGAUUCUGCUCCUACAAAAGCUGGAGGUAAUAUGUCAUGUAUUGAGGAUAUGAUGCAGAAAAUAAUGAGGAGGUUUGACGCAACUAAUGAGAAUGUGAAGGAGAUGCGAAAUGAGUUGUCCGAAAUUAGCCAGAAAGUUGAUGCCCAUGUAGUGUCGAUAAAGCAGCUUGAGCAGCAGUUUAGUCAAUUGUCUGCUACCGUGAAUACACGCCAGCCGGGCACAUUGCCCAGCAACACCAUCCAAAAUCUGAAAAAUGAUGGGCAUUGUAUGGCAAUCACGACUCGUGGAGGAAAGCAGACUAUUGAAAUGGUAGAAAAAGGUGAUGAUGAGAUUGAGGUGACUGGAGAGUCCAAGAAUGCUACAGAGAAAGAAGCGGAGAAAACCCAAAAGGUCGUCCCCAUGCCUAGACCUCCACCUUCUUUCCCACAGAGGUUAGUGCAGAAGGAUGAAGAAGGAAAGUACCGCAGGUUGCAGCAUUGUAGUGCCAUUUCUACGAGGUCACUGGUACAAAAGAACGAGGAUCCUGGAGCUUUCACUAUUCCAUGCACCAUCGAUAAUAUGCACUUUGCAAUAGCUUUGUGUGAUUUGGGUGCCAGCAUUAACUUGAUGCCAUUGCCAAUUUAUAAGAAGUUAGGUUUAGGAGCUCCAAAACCAACUGCGAUGCGUUUACUUAUGGCUGAUAGAACUGUGAAGAAGCCCAUUGGAGUGCUUCAAGAUGUCCCUGUGAAAGUGGGGCCAUUCAUUUUUCCGGCAGACUUUGUUAUACUUGAUUGCAAGGUUGACUUUAAGGUCCCCAUCAUUUUAAGGAGACCAUUCCUUGCUACUGGGCGUGCCUUAGUCGAAUGGAAAGAGGGCAGAUGA
This is a messenger RNA of Solanum stenotomum, 1077 nucleotides long. RefSeq lists its product as uncharacterized. Lineage: Eukaryota; Viridiplantae; Streptophyta; Magnoliopsida; Solanales; Solanaceae. Bases 1 to 1077 code for a protein of 358 amino acids. The transcript is spliced from 2 exons. The record is from RefSeq and is a predicted model, not a curated record.